GGCCGUCAGUACAUGAUCGAUCUAUGUAACAUUCAAUCCAGUUUUCAUUGGCUGCACUGCGUUACCAUUUAACACUUGAACAGACUCGAGAACCAUCGGACCAUUGAGUUUUACGUUGUAAAUCAACACAUGCCUUUCUUGGAUUUUUGAAAUCUUCCAGAAUUGUCAAGAUGCCGAUCUUGGAGAUCAACACUACUACUAAGGUAGCGGAUAUCCCAUCCGACUUUCUGGUGGAGACUUCUAAAACUAUCUCCGAGAUGAUUGGCAAACCAUUGCAGUCUAUUGCAGUGUAUUUGCACCCAGAACAGCUCAUGGCAUUUGGGGGUACCACCGACCCGUGCGCCCUUGUCAGUUUGAGUAGUGUUGGCAAGAUUUCACAGGAUGAGAACAUCAAGUAUGCCAAAGUCAUCACAGAAAUUGUGGGCAAGCUGGGCGUUCAACCUGACAGGAUGUACAUUAUCUUUACAGACCUGGUCAGGGACAACGUUGGAUUAAAAGGAACCACCCUUUCGGGUCUUGAUAAACUUGCUGGCAAAAAAUGAAGUUGUGAAUGAUAGUCACUAUCAUCAGUGAUAAAGGCAAGUUAGUGUAGCCGCGAAAACUGACACAAUGGGGAUUAACUAUGCAAACUAAACUAAGUUCAGGAUCUUUGAAAGGAAAAGUCGCGAGGAAAGUGAGUGAACUGAAUUGCGGUUUGACCAUGUGGCAGCUUAUAUAGGGGGAACAAACAGGGGGAUACACUACCAAGAAAGGGGCGGGGAGUCUUAAGUAAAACUAACAAGAUUUUUUUUUUCUAAGGGGAGUUACUCCUAUUUAAUACACUACAAACAUAUAAAAAAUUGUAACUAAAACUUGGCCCUGCCACAUUAGCGACCAGUGGCAAUCAAGAAUUUGGCUGAGCAGAAAUGAAUUGACCGAUCCAUGAAAGGGUCAAUGUAAUGUCAUUUUUUAAUGCACCUAAGUGUCUCAUUUAAUUCUAUUUUCAAUUUUUGUUUUGCCAUUUUCCAGGGUAUUUUGGUGUCUUUUUUGGUUUCUAUGCUUAUGCAAAUUUACAUGUUCAUGAGCUGUUGUAAAUAUUCUUUUCUUUGGUGAUUUUAUUGUCGUGUCAGUACAUGGAAUGCGUAGCUGCAACAUGCAUUUUGGCUUUUGAAGGGUGCAAUUAUUGGCAACGUGCACGUACAGUGAGCUGAGUAGGGCUUACUGGGUCCGUCUAUUGAUAUUGGUUUUACAGAAGUUAUAAUCAUGGCAGUGGAUUGAUUCUUUUUACUUGAUGGCCUUAGUGUCAUGUUUAAGGAAUGGUGCACAAAUAACAGUACUUUAAAGGCUAUUUUAAGAUUUCCUUCUUCCCUUGCAUAAAAUCCUUCAAAAAUGGCUUCAAAUUUCAGGUACCAAAUGUGUGUGUUAAACGUGAUGAGGGUAAUGAAUUUUUUUUAAAUAUCGAG
This is a messenger RNA of Patiria miniata (bat star), 1442 nucleotides long. RefSeq names its product macrophage migration inhibitory factor-like. Bases 171 to 542 code for a protein of 123 amino acids. NCBI's taxonomy places the organism in Eukaryota, Metazoa, Echinodermata, Asteroidea, Valvatida, Asterinidae. The transcript is spliced from 4 exons. The record is from RefSeq and is a predicted model, not a curated record. Gene Ontology annotation, molecular function: phenylpyruvate tautomerase activity.